Molecule: messenger RNA, 4467 nt
Organism: Symbiodinium pilosum
Lineage: Eukaryota; Dinophyceae; Suessiales; Symbiodiniaceae
Source: the annotation of a GenBank genome assembly
AUGGUGAAGACACGGUUUUCGUCGGUUGAUGUCCGAGCGAUGGUGAACUCGAUUCGCCCCUCAGCGGUUGGGUGCAAACUGGCAAACAUUUACGACAUUAACUCGAAAGUAUACCUCUUGAAGCUUCAGCGAAAAGGCUUCCGGUGUCUGCUCCUCCUGGAAAGCGGCGUUCGCUUCCACUUGACGGAGUACCAGAGAGAUAAAUCAUCCAUCCCUUCCAAUUACACCAUGAAGUUGCGGAAGCACCUCAGAAACAAGCGCCUGACAAACAUCAGCCAGUUGGGGGCGGAUCGAGCUGUGGAUUUCCAGUUUGGUCGGGGUGAGACUGCCUUUCACCUGAUCUUAGAGAUCUACGUAACAGGCAACCUGAUCCUAACCGACCAUGAGUAUCAGAUCUUGGCUCUCCUUCGAGUGCACUCGGAUCAAGAUACAAAGGUGGCCAUGCGCCAGACCUAUCCAGUAGACAAGGCGAUGGGACUGCUGAAAGUUCCGCUCACGGAGUUUGCGGAUGAAAUGGAAGACAUCCUGGAUCUGGCAGCUGCGAGGGCUGAGAACCAGGAGGUAAAGGAAUUGGAAAAGGAUGACGAGCAAGCUGCCAAGGAUAAGAAGAAGGGAGUUGAGUCUGCCUUUGCAAAGAAGUCAAAGAAAAGAGUGCAGCACAGUGCUAUGCCAGUUGUGAUGCUGCUUCACAAGCUGGCCCCCUUCGCCGAUCCUGCGCUGUGUGCAAGCUGUGUGGCGAAAGUGUCCGCUGCGAAAGGCAAGCCGCUGCAAAAUGCCUUCAAGGUCACCGUGGAUGACAUGUCCUUUGAGGAGCUCGUAGAGUUGCAGCAGGAAGCUGCAGAGAUGCUCCUGGACACGCUGCGCAGCGUAUCGCGCCCGGAUGACCUGGGAGGGGGGAGCAUGCCCCAGCUUGCUGUAGCGGAGGCAGAGGCUGAGGAUGAUCUCAAUGACGGAAACGAUGAGGAUGAGGAGGAGGCCGUGGAAGGGGGAGAGGCCAAGGAAGCAAAGGCUGAUGGAAAGCCAGGCCCGCCGCCAGAGGCAGAUGCUCCGGUUGUCCCGGGCUGGAUCCUUCGUAAGAAGGUGCACGCCCCUCCUGCGGAAGCGACGUGGACCAAUGAGGAGUUCAGCCCGCUGGAGCCACCAACUGCAGAAGACCCUGAUGCCAUUAUCGCCUUCCCAAGCUUCCACAGAUGUGUCGAUGAAUUCUUUACCCAGCUGGAAGAGAACAAGGCAGUCGAGCAGAAGGCCCAGCACGCCCAGAGCGUGAUGGCUCGGGUGGAUCGUAUCCGGGCCGAUCAGGGUCGCCGAUUGCUGGAGCUGGAGGCUGAGCAGCAGGCUUCUGAGCGAAAGGCCAGCCUCAUCGAGCGCAACGUGGAGCUUGUCGACCGUGCGCUUGCUAUGCUGAACGCCAUGCUGGCGUCCCAAGUUGACUGGACGGAGCUCUGGCGAGAAGUGAAGCGACAGCAGCGCUUGGGUCAUCCCAUCGCAGAGCACAUCCACUCCCUGAACUUGGAACAGAAUGAAUUCAAGAUUCUGCUGGCCGACGUGGAGGAAGAGGAGGUAGAAGAUGAGGGAACUGAUGAUAAGCCGAUGGAAGUCGUAGCGUUGAAUCUGAACUUAAGUGCCCACGCCAACGUUGCGCGGCUACACUCGAAGAGGAAGGAAACACGAGACAAGACCUCUCGCACACAAACUCACGCCGAAGCUGCGAUCAAGAGUGCAGAGCGGAAGGCACACCAAGACCUGCAAAAGUUUGACUUGAAGCAAACUAUUCGGCGCGUACGCCAGACCUGGUGGUUCGAGAAGUAUAUCUGGUUUGUUUCCUCGGAGAAUUAUCUCGUCAUAGCUGGGCAUGAUGCUGUGCAGACGGAACAGCUCUUCUUAAAGCACCUAGGCGAAAAUGACCCCUUCGUUCAAGCGGAUGUCGCUGGCGCGCGCACGUGCUUCGUGCGAAAUCCUGAAGGCGGAGAAGUGCCGCCAGCAACACUCCGAGAAGCUGGAACCUUGGCUCUCUGCCACAGCUCGGCCUGGGAUAAGCAGAUCGUGAUCUCAGCCUGGUGGGUGCCGAUUACGCAGGUCUCGCGAGGCAAGGCCCCAGAGGGCGAGCAUUUGAGCAUUGAUGACUUCUUCGUUACAGGGCGAAGGCACUUCAUGCCACCGCUGCACUUAGAGAUGGGCAUGACGCUGCUUUUCCAAGUCUCGGAAAGUAGCUGUGCGGAGCGCCACAAGGGCGAGCGCAAGAGCCGGUAUCUCGAAGCCAUGGCUAACAAACCCGAAGCAGAGGAGGAUGCUCAGGAGCCUGAAGAGACGGUCGAGAUCGAAGCUGCAAGCGACGGGCCUGAGGAAGAGGAUGCCGAGGACCAGCAAAGCCAAGGAGGCGAAGAAGGGGCCGAGCACGAGGACCCGGAAGCCGAUCCUUCUGAUGCUCCAGCAGAAGACGGCGGUGCUCCUGCGGAGGAUCCGAGCCAAGAAGUCGAGGAAGGCGAGAAGAGCAAGGGGGGCAAGAUGCGAGUCUCCCGGGCAGAGCGCAGGCGGCAGAAGAAAGAUGACAUAGAGGAGGAAGAGGAGGAAGUGGAAGUUCCCAAGAAGCUGGCCGACGCCAAGUCGAAGGGGCCCAGCGUGGAUCAUCUCCCUCGAGGGCAGAAGUCGAAGGCAAAGAAGAUGAAAGAGAAGUAUGCCGACCAGGACGACGACGAGCGAGAGCUGCGCCUUGCACUUCUGGGCAGCCGCAAGACCAAGCGAGCUGGAGGUGAAGGGACCAAAGAGGGCAGCGUCCUGGCCUCCGGGGGAACGGGAGGCACCGAUGCCAGCAGCGAAACUGCGCAGGCUGACACUGGAACAACUGGUGAGCAGAAUGCAUCCCAGCCGAAGGACCAGACAGGUGGCGAGUCGGGAAGGAAGCCCCAGCGGCGUCAGCAGCCGAAGAGGGAUGAGGUUUUGAAGGUCGGCUGCGACGCGGAGGGCGGUGCCGACAUGCAGCCGUUACAGCUUGAUCUUCUGACGGGACAGCCACAGCCGGAGGAUGAGGUGUUGUACGCAAUGCCAAUGGUUGCACCCUACUGUGCGCUUGGAGGUCCCUACAACCUUAGAGUUAAGCUCACGCCGGGAUCUGAGUUUCUGCUGCUCGUGGCGGGACUGUGCUCCUUCCAGACCUACUUGAUCUUCCUGCUAGUUGGAGCUGGUUGUGGGUGGCUUCUCAUCAAUGCCUUGUUCAAUGCAAUGGCCAAUGAGCCAGCACUUACAAAGGACGGCAAGACCUUUGGCCGAUUUAGCAUCAACCAAGGCAUCGUUGGCUUGGUCACGGGUGCCCUCUACUUCCUGUGGAACUUCUUGUACCCAAACUGCCUAUCCCUGCGUGCUCAGCAGGUCAUAAUCGUACUUCUUCUUAUUCUAAAUGCGGCUUUCUGCAUACUCCUCGCAUUGUUCUGGAAAGCUGAUGCCCCGGAGUACAACUUCUUCAUGGCUUCGGACAUCAUUGCCCAGUUGGUGGGCAAUGCCACAAUCUUCAUGCUCUUCCCAGUCAUAGCAACUUUCUACGCUGGCUGGCUUGUGGCUCCGGUACGAGCAGGCACAGAUCUUUCCAGCUUGUUUGCCACCCUGGUGGCACAGGCUCAGAAUCCACAUCCUGGUUCUGGCAAGCUCAAAUUUUCCAUAUCAACUCUGUUCAUUGUUUACUCCUGCUUUUCCAUGGCUGGUCUCCUGGCCUGGGCCUCCAUUCUCUACUUCGGCACUGGUCUACGAUAUAAGAUAGAUGACGAGGACGGAACAGUCGAUCUCUCCGACAGCGACGACUCCUCGGAGGAGAUGACCUCCAUCAACGGCUCCGAUGUAGAUGGUGAGAUGACCUCCAUCAACGGCUCCGAUGUAGAUGGUGUCAGGGAGUGUGUGGUGGCCCACAAAAAGCGCUUCUGCGAUGGUCUUGCAGUUCCCCGACAGCUACUCCUGCCAGUUGUGUUGGCGACGUUAUCACAGGUUGCACAGUGGGGCAUUGCCUUGUCCUUAGGAGAAGUUGGCGCAAGUUACUGCGACCCCAUUUCGUGCAAAGGCAAGGCUGGCAAAGAGACCUACAGACUUUCCUUGACCAGUUCGCAGAUCAUGGUACCCAUAGGCUCCGUGAUGUCCUCAGUGAUGCCUUGCCCCCGAUGGGGCUUCUACGCGCUCUCCGCCGUGCAGCUAGCUGCUGGCUCGAUCAUCGCGUGUGCGGCCUUUGGGAUGGGCCUGGACCACUUCAGGACGGACAACGGCCAGUCGCUGUACAUCUGUAGCUUCGCAGUGACUGGGGGCUUGGAAGGUUACUUGCUCACCAUGGCCUUCCGCUACAUCGGUGAUGCAGUGGACAUUGCAGGCACGCGGCGGCAAAGCGCCGCUCGUAUGCUGAGCUUGCUCGGAGUCAUUGUUGUAAAUCCAAUUUCACUCCUGCUGGGCUCCAUGCUGGAGUCUGGUCAGAUUGCUUGCGCAGACCCAUGA